Molecule: messenger RNA, 1257 nt
Organism: Colletes gigas
Lineage: Eukaryota; Metazoa; Arthropoda; Insecta; Hymenoptera; Colletidae
Exons: 2
Coding region: 529-1140 (203 amino acids)
Source: RefSeq, a predicted model, not a curated record
UGUGGAUUUUCUAAUGCAAUAAAGUGUUGUUGAUAUAAACAAAUCAUUUACAUUCAAAUCUGUUAUUAAGGGCGUUAAAUAGAAAGAUAUAUGUAUCUAUUUAUACAAUAAAUACUUAUGCCGAAGGUAUCAAGGACGAAAUAUCUAGCGAAUCGUGCGGAAUCACGACCCAGAUAGACUUUAUACAUUCGACCUAUCUAAAUAGAAUACGAUGUCCGUGCUGCUAUCUAUGUCAACGCUGGUGCUUUAAUAAACUUGAGCAAAUUUAGACUUAGAUACACUAGCGAGGAAUCGUAUGCUGUAAAAUAACGAUCGAGUAAUUGGUAACGAUGUGAUCGUACAUAACCUUACUCGAAUAUUAAAUAAAUCGUAGAGAAAGUUAUUUACCUUGUCAGUAUAAGAAAGACCCUUUUACACAUUGGCGUCUUUCGAUCGUGGUCGCAUGGAAAUUUUUAUCAAGCCUAAUAAAUCUCGUGCCUCGAGAUUAAUCUCAAGAAAAAAUAAGGUGUUUGUGAAUGAGAGGUGACCAUGGUUUGUCCAAGCAGCGUCGUAGCACAUCUGUCGAAAUUUAUCGUGACGAUUGGUUGCAUGAAAACCCUUGGCAACCCCUACGGUAAAGCAAGCACCUGGUCACUACGUGCCUUCCAAAUUCUACUCUCUCACUCCAUCCUGGGGAUUCUUAGGUUCGGAGUUCCAUUUAUCACAUCAACAACCAUAAUAGCGAAGUAUCUAAGGAUUUUCUACGAUUGGUACUCCAAGAUUGUCGACGUUGCACCUCUGGCAUUGUUUACUGCUGGUAUCCUAAAUGGAUAUGGAAUUAAUGAAAAAAUUUGGCUCAUAGUAUUUUCUUUGGGCAUUUUGCCAAUAUUUUUCCAGCUGCAAUCAAAACGAAAAGAGAGUCAAAUAAGAAAGCAUCAAUUGUUACUAAAUAUUGCUUCUACGUUACAGCUGUUAAUGAUUACAUUGAUAGGCAUACGAAAUAGUAAUUACAAUGUUAUCAGUUUGGUCGCCUCCUAUAUUUUCGAACGAUUUUUCAUCGACGAGUUUUGUUACUAUUAUGAUAUCCCUAGUACUGACUUGACUCAAUACUCUCUGUGUUUCAUAGAAAUUUUUAUGGUUUUCACUUUAAACGAAUUGUGAACAAUAUUAAUAUAAUCGAACAGUUACUACAUUUUUAUAACUUUAAGGAAAUAAACAGAAUUUUCGUUUACAUACAUUCUUCGUUUCGAAUUUUGCCACGUUUUACGACGCAACAAA